This is a messenger RNA of Hirsutella rhossiliensis, 354 nucleotides long. RefSeq lists its product as uncharacterized. The record is from RefSeq and is a predicted model, not a curated record. The coding region runs from base 1 to 354 and encodes 117 amino acids. The transcript has a single exon. Lineage: Eukaryota; Fungi; Ascomycota; Sordariomycetes; Hypocreales; Ophiocordycipitaceae.
AUGGCAUACCGUCCGGAUGAAGACAAGGACGACGACGAGCCCGGGACCGCUGGUACGUGGGAGAUGGAUAAGGAGGACAUCGCCAGGCGCGUCAAUGAGAAGCUCGACGUCCCAGACGACGGACCAGUCCAGAAGUUCUUCAUCAGGGCGACAAAGCGGUCCAAGCUGGUCCCGGUCCCAAGAGACAUUGACAUCGUACCCGACGGAAACCUCAUCGAGUACAAGCUCCGCAACCCCGACAUCGGCAAACUCGAGUUUCGGUUUCUGAUGGUGGACGAGGCACACACCGCCAAGAAACUCGACGGGGCGUAUAACCAUUGUUAUCGCCUGAUUAACUGGAAAAGUCUCGUUUAG